This is a messenger RNA of Penicillium diatomitis, 870 nucleotides long. RefSeq names its product protein-transporting protein BCP1. The record is from RefSeq and is a predicted model, not a curated record. The transcript has 3 exons. The coding region runs from base 1 to 870 and encodes 289 amino acids. Gene Ontology annotation, cellular component: nucleus. NCBI's taxonomy places the organism in Eukaryota, Fungi, Ascomycota, Eurotiomycetes, Eurotiales, Aspergillaceae.
AUGGGCAAACGCAAGCAAGAUCUCGGCGAUGUGCCAAUGGGCGGCACGGGUGCCAAUGACGACGACUCGGACGAUGACGUUGACAUGGUCAAUGUUGAAUUCGAGUGGUUUGACCCGCAGCCUGCCGUCGACUUCCAUGGACUCAAGAACCUUUUGCGCCAAUUGCUCGACAAUGAUGCCCAGAUGUUCGAUCUGUCCGCCUUGGCAGACUUGAUUCUAUCGCAACCCACGCUGGGUUCGACGGUGAAGGUGGAUGGGAAUGAAUCGGAUCCGUAUGCUUUCUUGUCGGUGGUGAACUUGCAGGAGCACAAGGACAAGCCCGUCGUCCAGUCUCUGAUCAACUACUUCCGCGAGAAAGCGGCCGCCAAUCCUGCCCUCUCUCCGCUCAAGGACCUCCUCUCACAGAACCCCGUGCCUCCAAUCGGCCUCAUCCUGACCGAGCGCAUGAUCAACAUGCCGACGGAGGUGAUCCCGCCCAUGUACAACAUGCUGGUCGAAGAGAUUGCCUGGGCGAUCGAGGACAAGGAACCGUUCAACUUUUCCCACUACCUGAUCUUGUCAAAGAACUACGUGGAGAUCGAGUCGAAGCUGGAUAUGGAAGAGUCACGGCCACAAAAGAAGAAGAAGAAGGGCGGCGAAGCGGCGCCGCGCUUCUUCUUCCACCCUGAAGAUGAGAUUCUGGAGCGACAUGCAAUCUGCUCCGGGCCAGUCGAGUAUACACACAAGCAGGACGAGGGCCACUCGGACUCCAAGCGUGCGUUCCAGGAGCUUGGUGUCCAGACAAAUGGCAGCUUGAUCUUGAUUGACGGGACCAAGUUCGAGUCUACGGUCAAGGCGCUCAUCGAAUACGUGAAGCCGCCGGGCAUGUGA